AUGAUUGUAAAUCUGGUACGUCAUUAUUUGAGAAACAUUCUAGGAGCGCAUAAAGGUAUAUUUUAUUUUUAUCUUAAUACAAUAAAUUAGUAUCAAAAUUAAUAUUUGAAUUAUCUAUAUACAUAUUGUAAUUUAUUUUGAAUUACUUAUAAUAACAGGUAUUGUGUGUAAAAAGAUUAAAAUAAAUAUUUGAUUUUUUCAGAAAUUCAAUAUAUUUAUAAAAUGAAUUAUUCCAGUGUCAAGAAUUUUAAUAAAUAUAAAACUUUAGCAAUAUCAGUACCAAAAAAAUUCAUUUAUAACGUACAGUUAAACAGACCUGAAAAGCUUAAUGCAUUAAAUGAUACUAUGUGGAAGUAUUGAUGUACAAGAUAUAAUGAAAUUUGGCCAAGAAUUAGCAGUACAUGAAGAUAUUGCACGUAAAUCAAAAAUUUUACAAUUACGUAUUAAAAACUAUCAAGAUAGUUUUACUGCAAUAGAAAAGUGUCCAAAACCAGUGAUUGCAGCCAUAAAUGGCGCAUGUAUUGGAGGUGGAGUCGAUAUGAUAUCAGCGGCAGAUAUUCGUUAUUGUUCUUCAGAUGCAUGGUUUCAAAUAAAAGAAGUUGAUAUUGGAAUGGCUGCUGAUGUUGGUACAUUACAAAGAUUUCAAAAAAUUAUAGGUUCUGAUAGCUUGGUAAGAGAACUUGUUUAUACUGCAAGAAAAUUUACAGCUGCUGAAGCUGUACAACAAGGUUUUGUGAGCCGUUCAUUUGAUAAUCAAGAAAGUUUAUUAAAUGGCUCAAUAGAACUUGCAGAAGAAAUAGCAAAUAAAAGUCCAGUUGCAAUACAGGGUUCAAAAUUAAGUUUAAUAUAUUCGAGAGAUCAUUCUGUUCAAGAAGGCCUCGAUCACAUUGAAAUUUACUUGCGUUCGUUGAUAGCCUUAGUUAUAUAUCCUAGAAAUUUAUUUAAUGGUACGCUAUUAUUUACUACAUCUUCCACUUCAACUUGUAUUUCUUGUAAUUCGGCUUCUGUCACAACACAUCCUAAUGCCCUAAUAACAGUCCCCAAAUCUCUAACAUCUAUUUCACCAGUCUUUGCAGUAUCAAAUACAUCAAAUAUUUCACAAAGUCUUUUCUCCAACAAUGUUGGUUCUGGUAAUGGUACUGCACAAAAAGUAUUGGUUAUAAAAAUACAUGAAAAAUAUGUAAUAUAAAAUUACAAUGCUAGUAAACAAUAUGAAUUAAACAAUAUAGUAUUACACUGUGCCAUGUAUCUUUUAUAUUACAUAAAAAUUAUGUAGCUAUAAAUUAUAAUUCAUAUGUAGUUUUUUGUAUACAAAUUGACUACAUAUCUAUCUAACUGUUUGAUCAAUAUAACGUUUAUAAGAACAUAGAUUUUUAUAUGUGCGAAUUCUUUCUUAUAGUAAUGUAUAAUAUUUUAUAUAUUUCUAAAUUAUAAAUUAUUAUAUAUUACAUUUAUACAUACAUUUAAAUGUAUAUUAUAUAUACAUUUAUCAUUAUAAAUGAUACAUACAUUGUACAGAUUCAAUUUUCGUUAACCGCCGUGCUAUAAUACUUUGUCUAAUAGAUUCUCGACUUGCACGAAUUGUUAUAAGUUCCGCUGCUGAUUUCAUUAUGUAUUUUAAAUUUUAAUUUAGAUUCGUUUUAAAAAUAUAAUUUAUAAAACACAAGAAAAAAAUUCUUUAUAAAAAUUUAUUGCCUAAAUAAUAUUUCUUUGACAAAAGAUAACUCAUGAAUUUAGCAAAUAAAAAAAUCAAUGUUAUAUUGUUCUUCAUUUGUACAAAAUUCUAAUUAAUAUAUAUAUACAUACACUCAUAUUAUUUAUAUUUAAUUUAUAUUUGUAUUUAUGGUUCAAAUAUGUUUACAAAAAAUUAGCUUUUAGAAAUAGAUAUUUCAUAAAAAGUACAAAUACAAGUAAUCAUUACUAUUUUUAAUAAAAAAUGUUUUUUCAGUCAAAUUUUAUAUCGAAUCGGAGACUAAGAAUCAAAUAGGAGAAAUUUAA
Messenger RNA from Heterotrigona itama, 1998 nucleotides. Lineage: Eukaryota; Metazoa; Arthropoda; Insecta; Hymenoptera; Apidae. The record is from the annotation of a GenBank genome assembly.